CCAAUAGCGCAGGCUAAUUUUUUGUUUAUGUAUACAUCAUAGUACGAUUUUAGAUAAUGUAAUAAAGUCGUUUUAUUAUAUUUUAGCAGAAUCUCGUAGUAUAUUGACGAUAUUGUUUUCAUGUAUUAUUUUAAUCCAGUAGGUGGCGAAUUAUACGGCGCGUGCGAGCUUGCCUUGACCUACAGAAGAAGAGAAGAAGAGGUUGAAAAGGAAGUACCAUUACUUGUAUUUAACCACCGAAACAAAUUUAACCACAACGAAAUUUGUGCUUUUUCAUUUUAAUCUAAUUAUUCGAUCUUCACGCUUGUAGAAAUGGCCCUAAAGUUGUAUAGCGUGUGCGUUUAGAGGCAUGUUAUGUCGUGUGUUUGUCGCUAGGUGACUAGGAUACGAGAUAAACCCUAGAUACAUGGCCGAAUCUCAAAUAUCAUUAUACACCCUACUUAAGCGCACUACGUCAACGAAGAAGGAAGCGGCGUUUACGCACUACAUGGUGCACUGUGUGAAGAAACUGUUGCUAAUCGGGAUUCGGCCGCUGCUUCAGUAGAACGCUUUUAGAAUGGCCAAACCUGAAGCGAUUUCUGAAGAGUUUAAAGCAUACACUGUGAAAGAUGCUCCCCCGACUGUUUACUACAUUCCAGACUUUAUAACAGAGGCAGAAGAGGAGUAUCUUCUACAGCAGGUGCACAAAGCCCCCAAACCCAAAUGGACACAGUUGUCAGGAAGGAGACUGCAGAACUGGGGAGGGCUUCCUCAUCCAAAGGGGAUGAUUGCAGAGAAGCUCCCUGAGUGGUUGAUGAGCUACACAGAGAAGAUAUCAGGCCUCGGAGCAUUCGCUGGGAAAAGCGCCAAUCAUGUGCUGGUGAACGAGUACAAGCCAGAGGAGGGCAUCAUGCCUCAUGAGGACGGGCCUCUGUAUCACCCCACAGUAACAACCAUCACUCUGGGUUCUCACACGCUGCUUGACUUCUACAGACCCGUCGAUCAAACACAGAAUGAAGUUCCUCAGACGGAGGAGAGCCGUUACGUGCUGUCAUUGUUGCUGCGGCGUCGCAGCCUGCUGAUCCUGCAGGACGAGAUGUACAAGCGCUACCUUCAUGGGAUCAGCGGCAUCGCCGUGGAUACACUAUCGGAACGUGUGGUGAACCUGUCGUUGGCAGGAGGGCAGGUGGGUGAGACGCUUUCACGCGGAACCAGAGUCUCCCUCACCAUCCGUCACGUGCCCAAAGUCUGCCGCGCCAACCUGCUGCUCGCCAGGAAGUGACACGAUCACCACCGAGCCAAGCAAACCAGGAGGUGACACAGGUGAAUCAGCGGGCGACACAUGGCCAACUAGGAAGUGACACACCUAGAAAUAUCAAGCAGGAAAUGAUUAGCAUGAAGGCUUGCAAGGAGGAAGUGACAUGACAAGACUCAAAUUUCAGGAACUGCCCGAACGUUCAUCUACUUGCUACAGACUACAUUAAGCUGCUAAGUUCCAAAUAAACAGUUUUGAACAUGACAAUGAGAUUUCUGGUGCAGUUCAGCUUCUUCGCUCCAGAUCCAUUCACACACACACAAGUUUCAGACUGUCCAGAUUUCAGCUACCCGUCUUCUUACCGACAUCCGAAUCCUGACACCGUACUACACCUCUGCUCCAAAAUCAUCACUCCCCCCAUUCAGUUCAUUAUCCUCCUCACGUUUGUCAGCAAUUAAAGGUGUACUAUACAGGUUUCUCAGCCUGGAAUAGUCAUAAUUUCACAUUUCUUCCUAGAAAAAUUGGAUCGCAACAUUUCCAUGCAGUAGUUUUUAAGAAAAAUGUAUUUUAUUUCAGGCUUCUGUUGACAUUCUGUUAACAUUUUUCUGGCCUUGCAAUUAGCUCCGCCCCCAGCUGAAACAGCAUUGAUCACUUUUACACACUUUUUUUUAAUUCAGAAGAUGAUUCAGAACACUUAUGCACUUUCAAGUUGUCGUUGUUGCAAGACAGCAGAGGACAUUAGAUCAACAUUACAAAUUGCUCCUUUAAUAAUCUCGCUGUCUUUCCAGCUUCAUCCUUCUCCAAGAUCUUCCUCUUCUGCCCUGGAAAUAAAAUUGCACAAAAACACACUA
Molecule: messenger RNA, 2085 nt
Organism: Ictalurus punctatus (channel catfish)
Lineage: Eukaryota; Metazoa; Chordata; Actinopteri; Siluriformes; Ictaluridae
Gene: alkbh6
Product: alkB homolog 6
Exons: 6
Coding region: 557-1261 (234 amino acids)
Source: RefSeq, a predicted model, not a curated record